Molecule: messenger RNA, 996 nt
Organism: Capsicum annuum
Lineage: Eukaryota; Viridiplantae; Streptophyta; Magnoliopsida; Solanales; Solanaceae
Product: disease resistance protein RPP13-like
Exons: 1
Coding region: 1-996 (331 amino acids)
Biological process (GO): defense response to other organism
Molecular function (GO): ADP binding
Source: RefSeq, a predicted model, not a curated record
AUGCUCCAGAGUCGUUUGGAAGAUACGUGCUAUAUCAUUGUUCUUGAUGACAUCUGGACCACAGAAGCAUGGGAUCUCAUUGUUAGGUCAUUUCCUGACAAUGAUAAGUCAAGUAGAUUGCUACUUACCAGCCGCAGAAUGGAGGUUGCUUUGCAUGCCGAUGCCCAUACUACGCCCUACAAACUUGAAGUAUUGAGUGAAGAGGAGAGUUGGGAACUCUUUCUCAAGAAAGCAUUUUCCGAGAAUAGAGAGUGCCCACAAGACUUGGUGGAUGUGGGGAAAGCGAUUCUGCAAAAAUGUGACGGCUUGCCACUGGCAAUCACUGUCAUGGGAGGCAUCUUGGCUGGGAAGAAGAAGCGAAAAAGUGAGUGGCAGAGAGUACAGAGAAACCUCAGUUCAUACCUUGUCAAAACUCAUGGCGUAUCAACAAUUUUGGCGUUGAGUUAUCGGGACUUACCUCCCCACUUAAAGUCUUGCUUUCUCUACUUAGGCCUUCUCCAAAAAGGCAAAGACAUCCUUGUGAAGCAACUCAUGCACGUAUGGAUUGCCCAUGGUCUUAUUCAUCAAAAGGAAGAACAAAAAUUAGAGGACAUUGUGGAGGAUUAUCUUGAUGAGCUCAUUGGCAGAAAUAUGCUUCAAGUAAUCCUAGUUAGAGCAGAUGACAAAGUUAAAAGUUGCCGACUCCAUGAUCUCCUACGAGACUUUUGCAAUAUAAAGGCCAAGGAAGAAAUAUUUCUCGAGGUAGAUAAUCCAUCUAUAUCCCUCUCUGAAUCUCGGCACCAUGUCCUUUACUCUCCGCUAGAGAGGUACAAAUAUUUGGGAGAUUCAAAAUCGUUUGUAAGAUCCGUUCUAUCCUUUGAUUCAUCGGCUAAACUAGUUAACCUUGAUUGUAUUUGUACAAGUAGUUUCAAACUUCUCAAAGUACUAUACAUAGACUCUCCUGGUUUAAAGGUGAUCUCAGAUAAUAUUGGGAAACUAUGUUCCUUAAAUACUUAG